This is a messenger RNA of Lasiosphaeria miniovina, 397 nucleotides long. RefSeq lists its product as uncharacterized. Lineage: Eukaryota; Fungi; Ascomycota; Sordariomycetes; Sordariales; Lasiosphaeriaceae. The record is from RefSeq and is a predicted model, not a curated record. The transcript has a single exon. The coding region runs from base 122 to 277 and encodes 51 amino acids.
GACCCUGGCGCUGGACUCGGCCGGCGCGCUCAGUGGCAAGGCCGUGUCGGGAGGGAAGCACGCUGGUGCUGCUGAGUGGCAGGCUGCGCUCGGCCCACGCUUGCGCGAGUUUGAGGAGGCAAUGCUGCGGCGCGCUGCUGAGAAGGCAGAGCUCACGGCGCGGAACAAGGACCUGAUGCUGAGCGAGGACGGCGCCCAGGCUCUCGCCGACCUGUUCAAUAGCUUUGGCGGAACGGCUCCUCCUGGCGCUCCGCUGGAGGGAGAGGGCAGUAACUAAGACGCUGUUGGUGAUAGGUCUGCAGACAUCAUGUAGCCACUUUAGGUAGGCUAUUGUUUGAAUGUGUCAAGCAGAAGGGCCUCGAAGGUUCUAGAUAGAGACUUCGCCACCCACUUCGCC